UCGUGCCUCAUGCGAGGCUUCUAGAAUUACAAAAUGGCGGUUGAUGCGCAUAUUAUUUAUUUUGGUUUGAUUAUUAUUCCGUGAGUUUCGGACUGUUGCAAAUACGAGACAUUCAAAACACGACUGUAACACAGGUUGAAAAAAUGGAUGAAAAUAACGUGGAAGUUUUGUCGGUAUCGUCGAAAAAAUACUGUGACCUAAAAAUGCCACGCUCGAAAGCAAAAUUGGGUCACAAACGGCGUAGGUCAUUGACUCCCAUGCGCCCUGUUGCGAUCGCGCCAAAAACAAAUUUCCCAAGGGGCGUUCAAAAUGUAGACCUUAGCCAAAGCUUGGUCGUGAAAAACGAACCUGGGUACAUUACUAUAGUACCGAGAGUUAGUCAAACUGCGUUAGAAAAUGACAGUAACAAAUCAGUCUCAGUAAUUGAUCAAUAUGAGAUUUUGGAUUCCUUAUCAGGGCCGCAAAAUCCAAAGCGCAUGAAAGUCAGUGGCACUGAAGACGUAGUUACGCAGCUUGUUAUAGUCCCAAAUCAACCUUUGGAUGCAUAUAAUACGAUUCUGAUCACAGACACCGAUGACAAAAUUUUACGUAAAAGAAAAAUGAAUCCACACGAGUACACGAUAUUAAAAAAUGAUCUGUCUAACCAUUGUAUAUUACAACAAUGCAACUUUACUACAGAUAAAUCGAACACUAUCAAUUGUACAUUCUCAGUGUCACCAAAAUUUGACUUUGUACAUCAGGAACAAAUUUCAGUCUCACAAACUGAUGAAAAGACUCACAGUAAUAAUGUAUAUAAAACUAUUCCAACAAAGUCAAAGUCAUCUUCUCAUAGUUCCAAUGCAUCAAACUCUGAUAGUAGUAAAAGUAACGAAUGUAAACUGUCAAUUUACGGAAAUACAAUGUCCAAUAAUGAAAUCGACAAAUCCUCCUUAUCGAAUGUCUCUUCAAUUGAAUCUUCAGACUCCUUGGACUCCUUGAAAGCUAGAUCUCAGAAGCCUGUUGUAAUCAUGCAACAACUACUAUCACCUGCGAAUAGAACAAAUUCUAUCAAAGGGAAACAGAUAUCGGCAGCAGGCUUAAGUAAAGUAGCACCAUCAAAUAUUGAGAGUAUAAAUAUAGAGAUGAAGAAUAGAUCUGAACAUACAUCACUGCCAAAAUCGAACGAAAGUUUUUAUGACUUAAAAACAAUGAAUCCGAAUGCAACUAGGGUAAACAAUUACGAACACGAAACGGAUUUCUUAUUGAAAAAGGAAUUCCCUAUCAUCAGCAGCAGUCAAGUUGACUCCGUGCUGAAAGCCAUAGACAUGCAAGGCACGAACAGGGGAAUCAUCUCAAACGACGCCGCUAAUCACACUAAAAAGGAAGCGGGAGAGAAAAGUUUAACUGAUGGCCAUUUGCUGCCUUACAUUCAGGGUGCAGCAAAACUAUCCAAAAAUGAAAAUACGCACUGUGCAAAUACAGUUACUAAUUGUUCGACCCGAUUUCAAACAAACCGACUUACGAAACGACUUCAGUUUGAGGAAUCAGUGGGAAAUAAUGCCAUGACGAUAGAAAAAUUGACGGACACUCUACAGUGUUACAAAUGCAAGGAUUGUUCUUACAUGAGUUUGAAUGAAGCGUUUAUUUUUGAACACAUCAAAAAGCAUAUGAACGAAUCUAGGAGCAAAGAAAAGCAAAUGUUGAAAUGUCCAGGCUGUUCAAAUACUUUUCACCAUGAAGCCUCACUGCUCUCUCACAUUGUGCAUGAUCACCAGGUACAUCAAAGAGAGGCUCAAUUCAUGGUUGAACAACUGAUUUCCCAGCAAACUUUGGCAAUUGUAAAUAAGAACCAAAAACCAUUUUCGGAAAUUCGUAUCGCUAAAACGGAAAAUGAACAAAUUCUUAUCACAGAAAUAUCUAAUAAAUUUCUUGACAACGAAGGUCAGGCACAGUCUCUUUUGGUUUCACAUCCAACAGUGCUCACCUCCUUUCAGGACAUAGAAGACAACUCAAAGUUACCAAAGAACAAUGUAGUGGUUGAAAAUAGUGAGUUGCAAUGUAUGCAAAAUGUGAAGAAUAUGCACGUGGCAAUAAGAGAACCUAUAGUGGACAUACAAGAACUUACUUUUUUGAAUGAUAAAAAAACGUUUUCAAACAAGUCUAAUGUGCAACAAAAUCAAACAAUCGAAGUAGUCGAAAUCAAGCAUGGUGAUGGUGCCGAAAAUCUAAAUUUUGUCGAGCCCAAAAAUGGUCAACGCCAUUUUGAGUUUGUUAACUUUAAAAACGUUAAGGAGAGUGAAGGGUACUUGCAAGAGGAUGAUACAGUGGACAGAGGAAUUUCAGAUUCAGAAAUAGAGCUCAGUGGUCUUCCGGCAUCAAGAUUGGACGUAGAAACCAUCAGAUUAGAGACCAAAAGCACAAAACCAAAGGUGAAACCAAAAAGUAAAGGGAGGCCUAAGGGCUCUAAGAGUCCUUCCACUAAGCCGCAAGCAGUUAGUGUAAAACAAGGAUACAAAUGUGAAAUAGAAGAUUGUGGAGUACGUAUGCUGUUGCAAGAAAACAUUGUGUAUCACCAAAAAUGUCACGUCACUGCUACACUUCCAUGCACUAUCAGUUAUCAGUGUCCGGAAUGUGCAGAAUUCAAGAGUAAUAAUUGGAAUAAUUUGGCUGGUCACUUAUGGAGAUCGCAUAUCAUAGACAUGGAAUUGCACUGCUGUGACUUGUGCAGUUAUAAAACGCCUAGCUUAAGUCACUUGACGAAUCAACACAGAGGCAUACAUGGUGAAAACCGUCCAUUUUUAUGUGAUCAUUGUGGUAAAGGAUUCAAAACAAAAAAGCAACGAAGGAAUCACCGAGCUCAUCACAGAGCCAAAGAAAAGGAACCUUUAAAAUGUGAUGAAUGCCAGCGAAAUUUCACCAAUGCGAGGUUGUUGAGGUUGCAUCAAGACGCUGUACAUAAAGAGUCAAAGCCAUUCACUUGCAACUCAUGCUCGUACUCAGCAUCAACGAGAAGUGCCCUUAAACUUCACUUGAGGCGCCACACUGGAGAAAAACCAUUUUCUUGCGAUCAAUGCUCGUACACUACAGGUGACCAUAAUUCGUUACGAAGGCAUAAAUUAAAACACUUAGGCCUUAAACCUUAUAGUUGCCCACAUUGCAAUUAUGCCUGCAUUCAGACGUCGACAUAUAAAGUGCAUCUAAAGAACAAGCAUCCAGGCUUGAACCACGAUCUUAUGUUUUCUUGCCAGUACUGUUCAUACAAAUCGAUAAAGAAACAGAAUCUACUUACUCAUAUGGCAAAGCACGAUCAAGUAUUGUCCGACAAAUUCCAGGCUGGCUCUGGAAUGCCAAUUUUCGUAGAAUAAGUGUGAUUCCCAUUCGAAUAAACGAUAUUCAUCUG
Messenger RNA from Diprion similis, 3379 nucleotides. RefSeq names its product zinc finger protein 99-like. Lineage: Eukaryota; Metazoa; Arthropoda; Insecta; Hymenoptera; Diprionidae. The transcript has 10 exons. The record is from RefSeq and is a predicted model, not a curated record. Bases 144 to 3344 code for a protein of 1066 amino acids. Gene Ontology annotation, molecular function: DNA-binding transcription factor activity, RNA polymerase II-specific; RNA polymerase II cis-regulatory region sequence-specific DNA binding. Gene Ontology annotation, biological process: regulation of DNA-templated transcription.